AUGUCUUGCACUAUCAAGAACGACCCGGAGCGGGUUUCUCUGUCCCAGUCAGCUCUGCAAAAUAUGGACCAGAUCUCUCAGCCGAGACACACCCAGGGAAUCUCAAAUAUGGCCCCAAGAAUGAUCCAGGAUGAUGACCUUUCAAGCCAGGAUAACUUCUCUUUGUGCUCCAGUACACAUCAUAGCCAUGGAACCGAUCUGAAGUCAUGGGGUUUGAGCGACGCAGAUGCACUCGAUCAUGGUGUCAUCUCGUCGAGCAAGCCCGAAUCUCCUGAAGUUCAAAUGCUUUCUUUCUCUUUGUCUCAACAGCUUCUACCUACUACCGUGGGACCCAGUGAUGUGAUCUACCACACAGGAGCCGAUUACCAGGACAUCGGAGAACAUAAUGACCUGGACUUCUCACAUGCUCAUGAUUUCAGCCAUUACUCUUCCCUGGUGGACUUUGCUGCUUAUGAUAAUGAUGCUUGUGGCCAGAAUGGAACACAACCCUGCACUCCUGAUGAUGCUCUUUCCGUUGGGCAUAGCUCUCACACUGAUACCACCAAUGACACAUGGAAUUCCCUCAUGGCAGACACCCGAAGCUACCACGCAUCUACCCUGGAUCACCUUGCCACCAACCUCUUUCAACCUAUGCCUGUUUCUCCCCCAUUGACUGAAGCAAGCAAUGACAUUUCCGUCACUUCUUCCUGCUCCCACACUGGAUACCCCUCAUUCAUGACCCACGAGGAUGCCAUGCUCAAGGAUGUCACCGCAACUCCGCUUACAAGCCACGGAAUCAACUUAGGAGAUCCUCUCUUUCCUCUCACCCCGCCUCUCAGUGAGCAGGAUCCGAACAGGACCAUCCGCCCUUCCAAAAAUGCUCGCAGACCCACUCUGCAGACAUCUUCCCCCACAUCUCAAUCCCAGGUCAAGCAGGAGGAAUUCUUCCCCCCCCUCCCGGUGAGGGAACCAUCCCGUCAGAGAUCCAAGGAGAACACAGAGUCGCGGAACCCCCGCGACCACCCAUACUAUUCCUAUCCAACCCAUAGUGAUGGAAAGUACUACUGCCCAUUUGCCAAUGGAGACAAGUCAUGCAACCAUCCCCCGACCACCCAAAAAUGCGCCUACCACAAAUACCUUGAUUCUCACUUGAAGCCAUACCGUUGCAAGGCUCCCGCUUGCAUUGAGGCGCAGUUGCAGUUCUCAUCCAAUGCGUGCCUGUUCCGCCACGAGCGUGAGGCUCAUGGAUUGCACGGCCAUGGCGAGAACCCCCACCUUUGCCUUUUCGAUGGAUGUGACCGAUCCAUUCCGGGGUCUGGUUUCCCUCGCAGAUGGAACCUGUUCGACCACAUGCGUCGUGUCCACGACUAUGCCUCUUCGGAGAGACCGAGCUCCCCCGAGACUUCUCCUUCCGGAAUUCAAGCUCCCAAGAAGAAGGAAACUGCUGGACGGAAGCGCAGAGUCACUGGGACCUCUGGUGCGCAGACCUUGAAGAGAACAAGAUCCACCCAGUCCCACACGAACCCAUUGAAGGCCGCGCAACAUGCCACCAGCCAGCACAGCCAGAGACUUCAAAACGCGGAGAGAAACUACUACAACUGCCGCGCUCGGCUGCUCGAGGAGAUCAGCAACCUCACCCCCCAGGAUGGCUCGAUGCAUGAGAAGGUCAAUGCCAGCCUUCAGGAGCUGAUCACCCUGGGACUGAACUUCCGUCGCAUUGACGCCAGCCAGGCUGCUGCUCAGCUUCCCAACGGACUCCCCGCGUGA
Messenger RNA from Aspergillus clavatus NRRL 1, 1746 nucleotides. RefSeq names its product putative C2H2 finger domain protein. NCBI's taxonomy places the organism in Eukaryota, Fungi, Ascomycota, Eurotiomycetes, Eurotiales, Aspergillaceae. The record is from RefSeq and is a predicted model, not a curated record. The transcript is spliced from 3 exons. Bases 1 to 1746 code for a protein of 581 amino acids.